Messenger RNA from Solanum dulcamara, 1362 nucleotides. RefSeq lists its product as uncharacterized. The record is from RefSeq and is a predicted model, not a curated record. The transcript has 9 exons. The coding region runs from base 134 to 730 and encodes 198 amino acids. NCBI's taxonomy places the organism in Eukaryota, Viridiplantae, Streptophyta, Magnoliopsida, Solanales, Solanaceae. Gene Ontology annotation, cellular component: small-subunit processome; nucleolus.
GACCGACUCCAAAACAAGACGCACCUUGACCCGCUCCAUAUCACGUUAGGGUUUUGAGAGUUGGAGCACAUUCCUGAAAUUGCACUACAGCUGCAGAAGCGCUUUGUCCAGUUUCAGAUUUCGAGACCCAAAAAUGGGGAAAGCAAAAAAGGCUCCCAAAUUUGCAGUGAUGAAGAAAAUGGUCACUCACAAAGCAAUCAAGCAGCAUAAAGAGGCAGUUUUGAACCCUAACAAAAAAGAUUUGACUAAAGAGAAGCUCCCAAGAAACGUGCCUUACGUUUCGUCUGCACUCUUUUUCAAGUAUAACACAGCUUUGGGGCCGCCGUAUCUUGUUUUAGUUGAUACUAACUUUAUCAAUUUCUCCAUUCAGAAUAAAUUGGAUUUGGAGAAAGGGAUGAUGGAUUGCUUGUAUGCCAAAUGUACUCCUUGCAUUACAGACUGUGUCAUGGCUGAGCUUGAGAAGCUGGGUCAGAAAUACCGUGUUGCUCUUAGAAUUGCAAAAGAUCCCCGAUUUGAAAGGCUUCCCUGUACUCACAAGGGGACAUAUGCCGAUGAUUGUAUUGUUGAGAGAGUUACACAGCACAAGUGCUAUAUUGUCGCGACAUGUGAUCGAGAUUUGAAGCGUAGAAUACGCAAGGUCCCUGGUGUACCAAUCAUGUACAUCACUCAACACAAGUACUCUAUUGAAAGGUUGCCUGAAGCAACGAUGGGUGGUGCUCCAAGAUUUUGAGGAUAUGGCAGCUAAGCUAACAACAAAUUCCUAAAGCGCUGGAUGUUGGUUCCGAUUGCCAACUUUCUGUCACUACAACAAGAUUUCCAUCUCUACAGUGUUGAAUGAUAGUUGCUGAAAUAUCACUAUCAAUUUUGUACCUUAGGAAUUUCUGUAUCCCAAUGAUAUGAAAAUUGUUCAUUUUGCUUUCUGAUAGAAAAAAUCUGCAUUUGGGAUCUACUUGCGUCUGUGUAUAGUGUUGUGCUGAAGGGCAUACCUUGCUAGAGCUAUCAUCCAUGCUUAUUACCCAUAAUUCUUCAGCCACAAUGUCUCACAGCGAAUGAAUACACAAAGUUUGAGUAGUAUUUAUUUCCCUGAGAAGUGUUCAAAUGUAGAUAUGAUACUGGGUUAAAAAAUUUAAUUUGCGUUAAACUUCAUAGAGUAUUUGAGAAGAGGGCUUUUGCGGAGUAGAAAUGUCAGUUUCUCUGUUUUGAGAAUCAAUUUAUGGUAGUCAGGAAGUUCAUACAUGAUUGGAGCUGUUGGGUAUAAAACCUUGGCAUUGAGCAUUAGGCGUGUUUGAGAUGUACAAUCGGAUAUUUGAGGCGUCAGUCAUUGCCUCGGGAAUAAGAAAGUUGUCUAGAGUUUUAUAAUGA